Messenger RNA from Gasterosteus aculeatus aculeatus (three-spined stickleback), 10227 nucleotides. NCBI's taxonomy places the organism in Eukaryota, Metazoa, Chordata, Actinopteri, Perciformes, Gasterosteidae. The record is from RefSeq and is a predicted model, not a curated record.
CACUCUCUCUUCCACUCCCCCGGUCUAACUCACUCAGUUGCCAACAAGACCGUGAGCGGGAGUUCAUCUGUAGAAAACCUGGAGCAUUACGCCUAAAGAAGCACUUUUACGAGGCCUAUUUCCAACAUGUGUGCCUGCAAGUGGAUAACUAUACCGCAGAUGGAUGUCAGGACCAAUCCGGGUUAGCGCACACAGCCACGCACGCUUCGUAAGCUGCGUCCCUGAACCGCACUAUCAAGGAAAUUCCUCUUUCCUCCAGGGUCACCUCCGUGGAUUGUCUAUCUGGUGGUUUGUACAGCUGCACAAGCUUCUGUUUCUACAACACACACACACACACACACACAGAGCCUGCUGUGUAUGGACAUCUUAGUCACUCCAGAGGUCACUGGAAGCUGUGCCUCUUCAGCUAAUACCGCCCGAUCACAGGCCAUGAUGGCAGGACCUGGAACCUGAAGCGGAUCUCUUUCAAUAUCUCGAGCCACAGAGGAUAAAAGCAGGACGCUGCAGGGAGACUCGAUGGCCACCGAAGAAAAUCCGCCGCAGGUCGCGGCUGCGGUCCUCGCUCGCAGAGCUUCGCCUCCAGCCGCCGGGAGCAGAACCGCCGCAGAUGCCAGACACGCAAAUAGCAGCCAGGAAGUGUGGCAAUCCUCUGACCUACUGUGGCAGUCGAAACGGCGCGGCAGCCCUUCCCUCCUUUUUCAUAGGAAGCUGUCGUGUGACAGCGGGAAAGGGACCAUUUUGGACGAGGAAUACGAGUGUUUGGAUUACGACUCUACACUAGAGAGGCGCUCUCCGGAGCUGCCUGCUGGCAGGAGAAUGGAAGGGUUGACUGACGCUGUCUCUGCGAUACCUGGGAGAGCUUCAGAGGGAUCUCGGCGCCAGCUGGACGCCCCCGGGGAGGGCGGGGACGUGCGCAGAAACAGAACUGGCAGCACACGAUGCUCCGGCACCCUGUCGGGCCUUAAUACGAGUCCAAAACUCUCCUGUUGCCGCAGCGCCAGAUCCAGCCCGGCUCAGAGUCCGAGCCUCUGCCGGGCUCAGGCCAACCGGAGAGACGUUCGGCGCAGCAGCCUGCCCGUGUCCAUGCUGGCUUUCCACAAGACAUCCCCCGGCCUCUCAUCCCUGUGCGGUCCAUCCAGUGAACCGAGCUCUCUGGUCUCAUCCCCCUGCGGCUCGCCCUUCCCCGUGCGUCGCCAGCAUCAACGGAACGGACAAGUUCACCCGAGGGAUGGCUACUCGAGUUUAGAAAGGCUCAACAGAAGGCCCAGGGUGAAGAAAUGCUCCCUGGAAAAACUGUUUCCAAGCAGAGUGUCUUUGGAAGCCAUGAGGACGACCCCGAGGAACGAAGGGCGGUGGUCCUCCGGCAGCGGGGGCGGCAGCGACGCGGGGGAUGGAGACGGCCUCUUGGACAAUGCGGACUUCAUUAAGAACCGCAAAGAGGGCUCCACCGUACUGGUCAGACGCUUCUUCAAGAAUAAUCAAAAGAUGACCAAGUCCGUCUGCACUGGCACCAGAGCGAUCGUGAGGACACUGCCGUCCGGACGCAUCUCGGAGGAGGCCUGGGAGGUGGUGGUCGAUCACAGGACAUGGCGACCCUGCAGGAGGGAUCUGCGGCCGUUCGUUCUGCGCGUUACCAAAGAGGAAUUCAGCAUCUGCAGGGAGGUGCUGCGUGUUAUUGGAGUCAAGCUUCGGCAGGUCAACAGCUACGUGCAGGAGGGAGAGGAGCUCAACCUGAAUCACCCCGCCAAACGGCUCCUUCUCGGACCCGACCCGAACCCCUGCCUCCCCCCCCGGCGCCGCCGCCCCUCUCACCCGCCGAGGUUUUAUCGGGCCUGUCGUCAGAGGACGUCGGUGUGUUCGGUGCUGACCGGAGCCCUGCUGGAGGCCACCGCCGCUCUCGGCUCCCGCUCCGCUCUGCCGUACCUGUUGCCCCAGAGCCCGAGCGGCCACGCCGUGCUGAAAGAGCGGCAGCUGGCCAGCAGCAUGACCAGCGGGGGCUCUCUUCAGCCCAGCGCCAGUGGGGUCAGCAAGGAGCUGGCGGAGGUGCGUCACCUCGUUCAGUUCCCCGAGGAGAUCGCCUGCAUCCUCACGGGGCAAGAGCAGGAGCUUUACCAACGGGUGUUUCCCCUGGACUAUCUGUGUUUCCUCACCCGAGACGUGGGCAGUCCUGAGAGUCGGACCAAACGGCACCACCAUCUCAAGGCCUCGCUGUCCGUGCCCGCCAUACCUACCCAGAGUGCUCAGCGAAGCAACGCUGUGGAGGACCUGGUGGCGCGCUUCAACGAGGUGAGUUCGUGGGUGACGUGGCUUAUCCUAACGGCGGGCUCCAUGGAGGAGAAGAGGGAAGUGUUCUCCUAUUUGGUCCACGUUGCGAAAUGCUGCUGGAAUAUGGGAAACUACAACGGCGUCAUGGAGUUCCUGGCCGGACUCAGGUCCCGUAAAGUGCUGAAGAUGUGGCAGUUCAUGGACCCGUCGGACAUCGAGACCAUGAGGAGCCUGAAGGACGCCAUGGCUCAGCACGAAUCCUCUUCCGAGUACAAGAAGGUCGUGACAAGAGCUCUCAACAUCCCCGGAUUCAAGGUGGUGCCAUUCUGUGGGGUUUUUCUGAAGGAGCUGAGUGACGCGUUGGAUGGGACGGCGAGCAUCAUCAGCCUUAAACCUCCUCUGUACAACACAGAGGACUCAAUAGAGUUUGUGUCUGACUACAGCGGCCAGCACAACUUCAUGUCGCGGUCGGGUCCAGAUGGACUACACGUACCAGAGAAGGAAGCUACUGUCAGCAACAUCCUCCAGAUCAUCAGAUCUUGCAAUCGCAGCCUGGAGGCAGAAGAUCCCGACGAGGCCUCGACCGAUCCCUCUUCUACGUGUCCUGCGUCCGCCAAUAACUCCUUCAGGGACCGCUGCCGCAAUCAGUUCAUGGUGGGAGACCUGUCGGACUCGGAGGGCGACCUGGCGCCCGAGCCGCCGUCGAAAGACGUGGAGUUUCGCGGGACCGAAGAGACUCCCAGAGCUUUCGGCCACGGCACUGAGCUCAUCCCCUGGUACGUCCUGUCGCUGCAACCAGACGUCCACCAGUUCCUGCUGCAGGGAGCUACAGUCAUCCACUACGACCAGGACAGCCACCUCACGGCGCGCUGCCUGCUGCGCCUCCAACCGGACAACGCAACGCUGACAUGGGGUAAGCCUCAGAGCGGAGGGGCUUCCCCCACAGAGCAACCACUGGGAUUAGGACAGGCCGUGGUGGCAGGACUAGCAGAGGGCCUUUUGGACCUGGGAGUGGUGAAGGCAGUGUUCCUGGGUCACCGCGGAGUAGACGUUCAUGCCGUGUGUUUGCAAAACAAGUUGAGUCAGAUGACGGUGGAGGAAAAUGGCCUCAGCCUCCUCUAUGGCCUCGGUACCACAGACAACAGACUCCUGCACUUUGUGGCCCCCAACCACACGGCGCAGAUGCUCCAUAAAGGCCUGUCGGAGUUGGUGAAUGCGUCCAGAAAAUUAAAGAGGUUUCCCGACCAAAGGUUGCAGUGGCUUAGGAAGCAGUACGUCAGCUUGUACCAGGAGGACGGCAGGUACGAAGGCCCCACGCUACCUCACGCAAUAGAGCUGUUCGGUGGACGCAGGUGGAACAUGGGUACAGGUGGAGUGGAGAAAUCUGCUGCCCAGAAGAACAGCCCGUUGAGCAUCAACGAUAAGGCCAAGAAGAAGAAGAAGGUUCUUGUCAGGGGAGACAGUGGGGAUGCCACGGAUGACGAGAUGGUUUCCAGGAAAACGCGGAGCUGUAAGGAGGGACUUUAUCGGAACGGACUGGAGUCAGACGCUAUCGAGCAGGAAGAUCCAGAGGACAGCUUCCCUGGACCAUUCGCACUCUCUACUAGUAAAAGCCCCGGAUUGGUAGCCUCUUCCUCUUCCUCCUCCUCCUCCUCUUCCUCCAGCAUGGCAGGGCCCAACCAUUCACGCCCACAAUCCUCUCCCAUUCUCUCAGGAACGGCCAAGUCACAGCCGGGGGCAUGGAGCAGCAGGUCGUGGCACGGCCGAGGGAAAAGCUGUUUCAAAGGCUUCCAGAAUCUCAUGAUUUCUGACAGCACGAUGAGCUUCAUUGAGUUUGUCGAGCUCUUCAAGUCUUUCAGCAUCCGAAGCAGGAAGGACCUGAAGGAGCUGUUUGACACCUACGCUGUCCCCUGCAGCCGCGCGAGUCCCGAGUCGGCUCCUCUCUACACCAACCUGAGCAUAGACGACAAAGAUACGGGGCUACAGCCCGACCUGGACUUGUUAACCCGCAACGGCUCCGAUCUCGGCCUGUUCAUCCGGACGAGGCAGCAGAUGUCCGACAACCAGAGGCAGAUCUCGGACGCCAUCGCCGCAGCCAGCAUCGUGACCAACGGGACGGGAGUGGAGAACGCGUCCCUCGGCGUCCUGGGGUUGGCCAUCCCUCAGCUCAACGACUUCCUCGUCAACUGUCAGAGGGAGCACCGGAGCUACGACGAGAUUCUCGGCAUUAUACAGCAAUUUGAGCCCUCAUCAAGCAUGAGGCAAAUGGGUUGGAUGUCGUUUGAAGGCUUUGCAAGGUUCCUGAUGGAUAAGGAGAACUUUGCAUCUCGUAAUGAGGAAUCCCAGAUGAACCCAGAGGAGAUGCAGUACCCGUUGUCCUACUACUACAUUGAGUCUUCUCACAACACCUAUCUGACUGGACACCAGCUCAAAGGAGAGUCAUCCGUUGAGCUCUACAGUCAGGUGCUACUGCAAGGCUGCAGGAGUGUCGAGUUGGACUGUUGGGAUGGAGAUGACGGCAUGCCAGUCAUUUAUCAUGGACACACACUUACCACUAAAAUACCCUUCAAGGAUGUGGUGGAGGCCGUCAGCCGCUCCGCCUUUGUCAACUCGGACAUGCCCGUCAUCCUGUCCAUAGAGAACCACUGCUCCCUUCCACAGCAGCGCAAGAUGGCUGAAAUCUUCAAGACGGUGUUCGGGGAACGCCUCGUGACGCGCUUCCUCUUUGAAAGCGACUUCAGCGACGACCCUCACCUGCCGUCGCCGCUGCAGCUGCGAGGGAGGAUCCUCCUCAAGAACAAGAAGCUCAAGGCGCACCAGGCGCCGGUGGACAUACUCAAACAGAAGGCUCACCAGCUGGCGCACAUGCACGCCCAGGCCAGCAACGGGUCACCCGGGGUUAAUUCGCCCGGCAACCACACCAAUGAGGAGGAAGAGGAGGAUGAAGACGAGUACGACUACGACUACGAGUCUCUAUCGGAUGCCGAUGUCCUCACAGCCUCUACUGCCUCGUAUGGCCUGGAAGAUAACAUUCUGGAUGACAAGCCAGAGGGGAAGAGCUCGGCGGACAAAGAAGAGCAAUCUGUUGACGAAAUACCGAAGAGGAUGAAGAAGUCUGAGAGCACCACGCAGAGCAAAGGAAAGGUGUUUGACAUAGAGCUGGGCGAGGAGUUCUACCUGCCUCAGAACAAGAAGGAGAGUCGGCAGAUCGCCCAGGAGCUGUCCGACCUCGUCAUCUACUGCCAGGCCGUCAAGUUUCCUGGCCUGUCCACCAUGUCUCCUGUCGGCUCGGCCAGAGGGAAGGACCGAGGAAAGAGCAGAAAGUCCAUAUUUGGCACUGCUCCCGCUCGCUGCAGCGCAACAGGGGAGGUCGUGACCCAGAGCCGCAUCCCUGCAAAAGGUGGCGCUGAGCGCCUGAGCUGGGAAGAGCACCAGACCUCGCCUACCCUCAACCCCCCCACCUCCCUCAGCGCCAUCAUCCGCACGCCCAAGUGCUACCACAUCUCCUCCGUCAACGAGAACGCCGCCAAGCGCCUGUGCCGGCGCUACUCCCAGAAGCUGAUCCAGCACACGGCGUGCCAGCUGCUCCGGACGUACCCGGCGGCCACCCGGAUCGACUCGACCAACCCCAACCCUCUGCUCUACUGGCUGCACGGUGUCCAGCUGGUGGCUCUGAACUAUCAGACCGAUGAUUUGCCCAUGCAGUUGAACACGGCCGUGUUUGAGUCCAACGGCGGCUGUGGCUACGUCCUGAAGCCGGCGGUGCUGUGGGAUCGUAGCUGUCCGCUCUAUCAGCAGUUCUGUCCGAUGGAGAGAGACGUGGAGAAAAUGAGCCCGGCCGUCUAUUCCCUCACCAUUGUUUCCGGUCAGAACGUCUGUCCCACUAACAGCGCUGGCAGUCCGUGCAUCGAGGUGGACGUCCUGGGCGUGCCCAUCGACAGCUGCCACUUCCGUACCAAACCCAUCCACCGCAACACCCUCAACCCCAUGUGGAGCGAGCACUUCCAGUUCAUCGUGCACUUUGAAGACAUGUGCUUCCUCCGCCUGGCGGUGGUGGAGAACAACAGUUCCCAGACUACCGCCCAGAGGACGCUGCCCCUGAAGGCCCUCAAGCCAGGUUACAGACACGUCCAGUUGAGGACACAACAUAAUGAACCUCUCGAAGUGUCGAGCCUAUUUAUCUACAGCCGCAGGAUAGAGGAGGUUCCCACAGGGGGCGCCACUCCCUCAUCACUUCUGUUCAGCUCGGAGGAGAGACGGGCGCCGCGGCAGCACCGGGUGACGGUGUACGGAGCUCCCGGCCCGGAGCUCUUCACUGUGUUCCGUAUCACAGAACAGACCACCGCUAAACAGCUGCUGGACACGGUCGUGGCGUCCACGGGGAACCCGUCGGACUACUUCCUGUGCGAGGAGAAGGUUCCCCUGCUGAAGGAGCGCAGCGAGGCCAAGCGAUGCUCUCAGCACCGUCCCCUGGCGCCCGAGGAGGAGGUGGUCAGACUGGUGUCCAGCUGGAGCUCUGAGGAGGGAUACGUGGGGAGGAUCUGCCUCAAAACAAGAGACGAGAACCUAAAUGACAGGAACCCAUCGCUGGAGGGAGAGGAGGAGGUGGCUGUGGGGGGUAGAGAAGGAGGGGGCGGAGAAGGAGGAAGAGGAGGAGGAGUAGGAGCAGAGGACGAUAUGUUCUUUGUUCAGGUCCACGAAGUUUCCCCAGAGCAGCCUCACACUGUGAUCAGGGCCCCGCGCUACAGCACAGCCCAGGACAUCAUACAGCAGACCUUGUCAAAGGCCAAGUACUCCUUCAGUAUCCUAUGCAAUCCCAAUCCGUUCGACUACGUCCUGAUGGAGGAAGUGACCAAGGACACCGGCUCCAAGAAGCCCUCCACCGCCAAGCCCCUCCAGCGGGUGCUACUCGACCACGAGUGCGUCUACCAAGCUCAGAGCCGCUGGCGCGGGGCGGGAAGGUUCAUUCUUAAACUGAAAGAGCAGAUAGCUCUAAACAUGGUGCGGGAAGACAAAAAGAAGGUCAUGUCCUUCGCCAGCGAGCUGAAGAAGUUGACCAGUCGCGGGCGCAGCAUGACGACCGGCGGCGGGGCGGACGGCGCCGCCCAGAGUAAGGAUGAUAGAGCUGCAUGCUGUGUGGCUCUGACAGAGCUGCAGGAGUGAGGCUCCGUUGCUGUCUGUGCAUGGGGAGGCAACCGAGGGUAUCUGUCUGCAGGUCUGAAGGCGUGGGUGGCAGAGGGCAGGUUGGGCGCAGGGAGGCUCCUGCAGGCCACCACGGCCGCCUCCUCCUCCUCCUUCGGGGGGCAACUCCUCCUGCCCACCCGCUCUCUGUCCCCACCGGCCUGGAAGCUUCACCUCCUCAGGAACUGGAAGAUCCACAAAUGAAGUCGGAAAGAGGGAGACUUUGGUUGAUGACUUGUGAAGGUGCAUGAAGGCGAGGCGAAUCGGCGAGGAGUCCGACCGCGCCACGUGUUGGUUGCGCAGGACGGGAUCCAAUGGGUCCGUUGACCAAUGCUCGGCCCCUGUGUCAGAAAUCACCUUACAGCCGCCGUGGUCAUGUUGGGGCAGGUAUCUCUGGCUCUUCUUGGUCCAUUGGCUGCCAGAGGCAGCUGCUGAUCUCAUAUAUAAGUAUAUAAAUAUGUGUAUAUAUAUAUAUAUCAUUGGGUAUGUGAUCAGGGACAGAAGGUAUUCCUUCUCUUACUAACAGAGCAAGGAGCGCUUCCUUAAGUCACAUUCAAAGAAUGAAAAAUUGAUUAAAAGGAUGAAAUGGCCUCUUGAUUGAAUGGCUUUAGUGGAAGACAAUUAUCUUUAAUUAAGUGUCUCAGCACCAUAUCAUGUGUCUGGGUAGUGAACUAUUCCGCCCAGAUGAAGCACAGAGCAGGCGGAGGGAGAUGUGCUUGUAGAAAUGGAAGGAGAGGUCCGCUAAGGUUCUUCUCUCUUUCUCAGGUAAGGGCAUCGUGAAGGACCCUGACAAGCUGGCUUGUUUGGUUCUUUUCUUACUGUUCCACUUUCACAGUACUGUAAGGUCACACUUUGAGCAUCGCUCUUAGGAACAACGCUGAAGUGCGCGACACAUAUUCAGACUUUGUUGGACACUAUUGUCGUUAGCGUAAAGGUGACGAUACUUCAGAACCGCAUUUUAAAGCAAUGUAGCUGUUCCAUAUUCAAUGUGAAACAAUGUUUUACGCAUGUGUAGAAAAAGUUAUCUUAUGUGUGUUAUCUUAGAAUGUUGCAAAACUGCGUCUAGCUUCUGCUCAUUUUGUGUCAACAAGUUUUUUGCAUGGACAGUAUUUUAUUAAUUCAAACUUUCUUAAAGACUAAUAAGACACAUUGAUAGUCAAUCCCAUUGAGGAAUGCAAUGCAGCAAAGUUGCAUUUUAAAACCUUUUGUUAAAGAAAAGAAGUGAAAGUUAAAAAAAAUAUAUAUAUAUAUUUUGGACCUUCGCACCAAACUUUGGAUUUUGGUACUCGAGAAUUUAAGUAACUCGUGAGGCUUAAUACUGGCGUGCAUUUCCCCUCCAAAAUGAAUAAAUAACGAGUACCAAUGCUUCAUGUGGAAAAAUAGCAAAAAUAUUCCCCCUUUAGAAUGAAUCAAUGGAGAUUUUAGCACUACGGUACUUUGGAGAAAAACGUUCUUCAAACAGCAUUUUGCACGUUUUUCUUCUUUUGUCAUUUCUGAGACGGUGGAAUUAUUAUUUUUUCAUUAUUAUAAUGAUCAUUGUAUUUAUUACAUUUUGGUUUGGUCUCCGUUGAACAUUUUGUUUUGAGAAAAGCGCAAGAUAAAUGUUUGGAUGUUUUAUGUAAGUUUUUAUCCAUUUCAAAUGAGAUCUUGAGGUGUCAUUUUAAAUUCCACACACGAAAAUUAUUGGACUGAAUUGGACUCUUUUGUUUAUCAGCCUAGAUUUAGUGUCCUUAAUUGUAAAUGCUGUAUCUUCAUAGAUGACUAGUAUUGAUUAAUUAAUUCAUUAAUCAGUAAAGACUAAAGACUUUUCUUUAUUUCUACAGCAUAUAUUUAAUGCUCAUUUACUAAACCUGAUUGAUCUGGGACCACUUUCCCCCAUUUCUGUGUUAUAAUUGUAUAUAUAUUUUGACAAUGCUGAGAUGAUUUUUUUAUCUUCAAGACAUAGUUUGGGUUUAUUCUGCAUUUUGGUUAUUAAAACAUAGAAAUUCCCAUAUUGUGUCAUAUUGAUCCUCACCGAUCCAAAACUCAAUUUCCUUAAUUAAAAAUAAGGAAAAUCUGUUUUUUCAGUUGUUGGGUUAAAAAUGAAUAAUUCUGUUAUAAAGAAAGUCUUUAAGUAAAACUUACUAGUACCAAGUAGUGAUGUUUGAAUUUUAGUGCAAUAGUAAAGUUCUGUAACUAAGUUAACUAAGUUUUUGUUCUGAACAGAAAGUCAUUCUUCUGUCAAAUUGUGAACUUGUGAAUCAUCAUGAGCUGAGUUCCUUGUUUUUCCUUCUUUUCAACCUCUGCACCUCAUUUCUGAAUGUAACAUUUCUUUAUGUGUUUAACCUGAGACAAAUGUGUGUUUGGAUGUUAUUUAUUUUAAUGUGAAGCCCUGGUUGGCAGAUAUCUGUUGUUGUUGUUUAUGUAUAGUUUCUUGUAAGUAGUUUUUAAGGGUUUUUUAAUUUAUUUCAAUAUGGUAGAUAGACUCUCCACUGCCCCGACUUUACUCACACUUAGCAAGAGACUUAAGGAAAUAUUUUACUUUUUAUUUUGUGAUUUAUCAGAUUUUUGUAUUAGUCCAAUCUGUAAAAAUAUGACGUAUACGUUUGCUGACUGUGGGCUGUGAUUUAUCUUUAGCACACUGUUAAUUCCAUAAUAUGUGCAGCAUAUCCUUCAACAUCCAUUAUCCGGCUGAUGACAGGGCUGAACAUUUCUAUAGUUAAUUGAUUUUCUAAUUGGAUGAGAAUUAGUGGACUUGUCUUGUACCAGGAUCACAAUAAAAAAGAAAAAUACUCAACGGUG